Messenger RNA from Gopherus evgoodei (Goodes thornscrub tortoise), 647 nucleotides. RefSeq names its product cell division cycle 26 (gene CDC26). Gene Ontology annotation, biological process: protein K11-linked ubiquitination; regulation of mitotic cell cycle; anaphase-promoting complex-dependent catabolic process. Gene Ontology annotation, cellular component: anaphase-promoting complex. The record is from RefSeq and is a predicted model, not a curated record. Bases 118 to 375 code for a protein of 85 amino acids. NCBI's taxonomy places the organism in Eukaryota, Metazoa, Chordata, Testudines, Testudinidae. The transcript has 3 exons.
CGGAAGGAGCCGCAGGGCAUGCUGGGAGGUGUGGUCCCACGGGCGGCGGCGCAGGUCGGGGAGGGGCCCGUUUGGUUUUGGCGGGGUCGGAACCAGUUUGUCUGAGAAGCAUUCGAAAUGCUGCGUCGGAAACCAACCCGCCUGGAGUUGAAACUAGAUGAUAUAGAAGAGUUUGAGAGCAUUAGAAAGGAUCUUGAGAGUUGUAAGAAGCAGCGUGAAGAUGUGGAUGUAGUGGGAGCCACUGAUGGAGAAGGAGCUAUUGGUCUGAACAAUGACCACAAGAGUCGAGAACAAAUGAUAAAUGACCGAAUUGGUUAUAAACCUCAGCCCAAACCCAACAACCGUUCCUCUCAGUUUGGAAGUUUUGAAUUCUAGAGAUUUGAUGGCCUGCCACCUUCCACAGGCAAUUGAGUAUUGGACCAUGAUGGGGUGUUCAUCCCAGACAGUGCUGGCAGAGAUGUUCAAAGGCUGUUCGGGUAGGUCUGGGACUGGCCUGUGUUUGCCAAUGAGUCUUGGGCUUCAACAGGGGAAAGUGUUUGCCUUUUCCCAAGGCUGGUGGGAUGUGUUUUUAACCUGACUUGUUACUGUACCUCCAGAAACCCCUCUGCCCAGCAACUUUGUUUUAAAUAAAUAUUUUUUUUAAAUGA